Molecule: messenger RNA, 1594 nt
Organism: Saccostrea echinata
Lineage: Eukaryota; Metazoa; Mollusca; Bivalvia; Ostreida; Ostreidae
Product: myb-like protein X
Exons: 3
Coding region: 27-1358 (443 amino acids)
Molecular function (GO): 3'-5'-RNA exonuclease activity
Source: RefSeq, a predicted model, not a curated record
AGUUUAGAGGCAAUCGUUUUAAUGUUAUGUUUUAUAAUGCUGCAGGUACUUUUUUUAUGCACAAACUUGUAUUACAGUAUUUUUAUUCUUUGAAAGCUUCUUACACUUUUAAUCAGAAUUUUAUUUUAUUAUGUUUGCAGAACAAAACAUUUUUAACUCUUUUAAGAUCACUUGGCAUUUUAUGCAAAAUUAUCACAGGACCUUAUUUUUUAAAAGCAACAGAAGUUGGAAACAUUUUAGAUAUGGGUUCUGUAUUUCAGAGACUUUUAUAUGUUUUAGAUUUGUUUAUUGAAAAUCCAAUUUUAGCUUUGAACAAUGAAGUUUCACUUUUUUAUGGUCCAUAUUUUUAUGACGAGGUUUUUGAAUUUUUAUUGAAAACUUCACUGAAUGACAAUCUUACAUGUGUUUUUAUAAAGCGUCUUUGUAAUGUUUUAAAAAGGAAAGCCAGUAAACUAUUUAGUGAAUUUUUAAGUGGAGGGAAAUAUUUUAACAUCAGUGGGAAUGAAUUAAAAGAGUGUAAUUCAUGUGAUACAAAUAACAUUUGCCUGGAAAGACUCAUGGGACAAUUAGAUUUUAAAUUAAAAGCAUCCUCCACAUCAUCAUUAAAUUCCAUCGAAAGUAGCAUUUUAUAUUGUAAUAACAGAACAGAAGAGUGGUUAAAGAAGAAGGAUAUAAGUGAACAACAAGAGAUAAUAGAUCAGGCUCGUUCAGAAAAUAGAACUUUUAUGCUAAAAGACAGAGAGAAAAAUGAAGAACUUUUUAGAAAACAAACAAAGAUUUUAGAAGAAAAAGAAAAAGAAGCUAGAAGGAAGAAGGAAAAAAAAUCAACUGAGUUAGAUAGAGCAAUAGAGGACAUGAGAAAAGUUGGGCUUUGGGAGAGUGAAGGGAAGAUUAGAGAAGAAAUAGAGAAGCUGAAGACAAAAAAGGAGAAAGUAGAGACAUUAAAGAAACAAAUCAACAUUUACAAAAAAGUUUUUAAAAUUGAAAAAAACCAGAAGGAGUUGCUGCAGUUUUCUUCAAAAGGAAAGGUCUUUGAUCAUAACAAAUUACUGGAUAAUCUUUUAAAAUUAAUAGAAUUGAGAAGAAAUGCGCAAGAAACCAGAUUCCAUCCAGAUGACUUAGUAGGUAAAGAAAUUGUGCAUACCUGGACUAUAGAGAGUGGCGAAAACCAAGAUUGGGAGGGCCAGAUAAGGAGUUUUGAAAAUGGAGUUUACAAAGUUGUGUACUGGGAUGAUAAAGAAAGGAAGAAUGGCAGUGAGUUUGAGUUAACAGAGAGGGAGAUUAAUAUUGACAUACAAGAAGGAAACCUAUUUAUAAAAGACACCACCAAACUGGAUCACUGUUACUCAACAUUUUGAAAAAGACUAUAAAUACAGACAGUAAGAGUUAUCUUUCAUUAUAUUUCUUUUUUUUGAUUUGGAGUAAGUUACAGUUAUUGCCCUUUGGUGCUUUAGUCCUGCUCCUGCUAUUAGUAUUCAUAGCAAGUUAUAUAUUCACAGGAAGGGAGCCAAUGAAAUGUGUUUUAUUUUUAACCAUGUAUUGUAGGUCAAGACCUUUUGGUGUUAUUUUUAAAACUUAUUUCUUAUUUUCUAAU